Molecule: messenger RNA, 2387 nt
Organism: Onthophagus taurus
Lineage: Eukaryota; Metazoa; Arthropoda; Insecta; Coleoptera; Scarabaeidae
Product: zinc finger protein 222-like
Source: RefSeq, a predicted model, not a curated record
ACGUCGAAAACGAUUGACUCUGUGGAUUGACUGGUAAUUGACUGCAGAUUGACUGCGUCAAAUUUCGGCAAAAUUGUCAAAAUGCGCCAGAGUACGUAAUGUAUAAGUAGUAUUUAUACAAGUAGUAUUUUACGUGAUGGAACGGAUGAUAUUUAUACACGGAGUGAUUUUGAGAGAAGCCAGAUACCGGAUAGUUGCCGGAUAUCCGUUCCACCCCUAAUAAAUACCAUAUAUGGUAUUUAAAAAAAGAUAUGAAUCAAACGCUUUUAAUUAACAACAGACCUCUAUCAGAAUGCAAUGAUUUCUGGAAUCAAGAUUUAAAAUGCGAUACCACCACAAACAGCAUUGUAGAUGCAAAGCUGGAAAUCGAUUUGGGUGAACCAACAAUUUUUACCCCUCAAAUACUAUAUUCUAUUCAUUUAGAAACAGAUCCUCUGUUAAAUAACCCUUCUUCACCCAAAAAUAGCUCAGAUUCAAGUGUUGACCAUUCGACGAAGGAGAUUGAUGAAAAACACGUAGAAGUCAACGAAUUGAUAAUAAAUACAUCGGAAAAUACGGAAACAUUAGGUAAUGACAAAAAUUUGGAUAAAGAACAAACUCAAAAUCAUGUCUGCACUGUGUGUGGGAACCAAUACAACCAAUUGCAGGAAUUGAGGCAACAUCAACAGAACGAAAGCCAUGUCACAAAUGUGCAAUUUCAAACGUGUUUCCUUUCGUUGUCAAAAAUGGAUCAUAUUUCCUGUUUCGAAAAGAUUGAUGAAGUAGAACUGAAACAAAACACUGCCGGUGAACAUGUAGCGAAAAUGAACAUUGUUGUACAGAAAGAACCAGUCGUUGUGUCGAAACCAAAACGUUCUCUACAAACAAGAAGAAAUGAUAAUGAAGAAUAUAGUCAUACCUGUGAGAUGUGUGGUGGCGGAUUCAGUAACGACACUACAUUAUGGAAGCAUCGAAUCAAAGAAAACCAUUUGACUCCGUCUAGCAAGGAAAUUCAUUAUCAGAAAAUGGUAUCAUGGAUAAAGGAAUACAACAGCUAUUUAUCCGUUGUCAAUUACAGCCAAAUUUAUUGUAAAUUAUGUGACAAAUCACUUGAAUGUUCAAGCAAAUAUGUGAUUGCCCAGCAUGUCAGGAGAAGUCACAAUCAGGCGGAUACAAAAGGUAAAAAAGGAAAAGUAAAGAAAAGAUCCUAUAGACAUAAAAAACGUAAAUUAAAUUGCGACAAAUGUAACCGUAAGUUUAAACACAUGUCCAGUUUAAACUCGCACGAAAUAAUGGGAUGCGAAAAACAACGACGGUUUUUUGCGACAUUGAAGGCUGCAACUUCAGUUCGUACCAAAAAUCAGCUUUAGAGAUAAUAAUAUAAUAAUUUGAAUGUCUUGUGACAAUUCAGAGUAAUGCAUGUUAAAUAUAAAUUAUCUAUUUUUAUAGUUCAAUGUUAACUGAUGAUUAUAAUAUUAGUAUAUGUUAUAUACUAUUUUUCGUAUGCUAUUACAAAUUUGUUGUCAUUAAUUCUUUCAUUGAUUUCGUAUUAAUAUAAAUUAAUAAUAGAAACUAUUUUAUUUUGUAAGUAAAUGUGCAUGUUAUCUAUACAUUUACUACCCUUAUUUUAUCUACCUUCACUUCCUCCCUCACAAUAGUGUUUCCCUUAUCAGACCCAGAACCCACCUCCAGUACCGAUUCUGUACGUCCUCCAGAAUAUCCUUCCUCUUCCAUCACCCAACUUACGCCCCGUACAUCGUUGCACUCCUCAUCAAACAUAAUCUUUCUCUUUCUGAUGUCCCUUCCAAAUACUCUCUCAUCCCAUCCCCAGACUUGCCCCAUCACCUUAUUUGCCCUUUUAGCCAUCUUCCUCACAUGCGCCGCGUCCUCGCUAUCCUCCCUGAACCUAAACCUCAGAUAUGUGAAUUCUCUCACCUCCUCGAUCCCCCUCCGAAUGGAAGAGUAUUUGGAUCAGACCAGGAUCCAUAAUGGGUUUUCAAGCUGAUGAUGAUGUUUAUGUUAGUUUCUGUAUUGAAUUAUCUUUAGGUGGUAUUAUCUCUCUUAAAGCUUGAUUAACUUCCUCUUUUUUAAUUAUACCCAAUUAAAUUUCAAUCUGCAUCGUUUAAUGCUAAAAGCUUAUUUGGGUGAUCAAUGAUUAUGACUGUUUUUUUUGCAUUUCAUUACGGACAGCUUGGUUGAAUAUAACUUGUCCAGAUUCGUCGCUAAAUAGGUGCUAUUUUCUUUAAUAUCUAUCUUUCAAUAUCCACGUCUUGAAAGGCAUUGAGAAAGAUAAUAAUUUGAAGAUAACUUAAGUUCAAUGACAGAAAUGCAUACAUUCUCAAAAAUGUUGAAAGACCAAUUUGCAAUUUGUGAUUUUAGGGAUUUUCCAAGAAAAUGGGUGAAUUCUU